ACAAAAACAAAGCCCUCUGAAUUUAGGGCUAUUCAUCUUCAAUCUUCAAUUCCCAAUUCCUGCUUCUCCAACGACGCUCAACCGGCCGCGACCAAUCUCUUCAACCCCAGCUUCUCCAACGCCGUGACGAAGCUCCUCAACGCCGGUCACAGCCGGCGGCGGUCACAACUCUCUUGUCGCCGACCCAUUGCCCACGGCGGAGCGACAACAGCAACAGCAGAAUGGCAGAGACAGCGGCGGUGAUAGACAGUAGGGCGUUGUGCGGCGAUGAUAGACAGCGUCGGUCACGCGGAAGUUCACCCAACGGCGCUGCUGUUCGUCUGCCGUGAUGAUUGAGCUGCUGUUCGUCUGACCGGAGGUUGUUCGGUUGAUGGUGAUGAUGGUUUCUUUAUCCCUAUCUUUACACUAAACAUUCAAAUUACUCACAGCUGAACAGCAUGUAUUUAAGAUGGAACAAGAAGAAUAUGAAAAGGAAGAGAUUAACUGGAGCUACAUUGAGUUUGUUGAUAACCAAGAUGUGCUGGAUCUUAUUGAGAAGAAACCUGGAGUUGCACUCUUAGAUGAAGCUUGCAUGUUCCCCAAAUCAACUCAUGAAACAUUUUCUCAAAAACUGUACCAGACAUUUGUGAAAAACAAACGCUUCAUCAAACCCAAACUUUCUCGUACUAGUUUUACAAUAUCACACUAUGUAGGGGAGGUGACUUAUCAAGUAGAUCUAUUUUUGGAGAAGAACAAAGACUAUGUGGUUGCAGAGCAUCAGGAUCUGUUAACAGCUUCAAACUGCUCAUUUGUGGCUGGUUUAUUUCCACCACUUCCUGAAGAAGCAUCAAAGUCCUCCAAGUUUUCUUCUAUUGGAACACGAUUCAAGGUCUAUCACUCAGCUUCCAUUCAUAUUGUAGUUAUAAAGUUUUAAGAGCACUAGAUAAAUCAUUUUCCAUAAGUUCUGCUCAAGCCUUUUGUCAAUUUCUGGCUUAUUUCCUUUUCUAUUAUUUUCUGGCUAGCUAAGACAAGAACCUGAAUCAUGUGUAUCUGAUCUGUUAACAUUUUUUUUGGGGAGUGCAUUUGUAUUGCUUUUUCAAGUGUCUUUCUUUACUUGUUGGCUACACUUGUUAUGAUUCUCUUUAGGGAACUCAUUAUCUUGUUAUGAACAGCUUGAGUAUGAAUGUGGUGAGAGUAAGA
Ipomoea nil (Japanese morning glory) is the source of this 1179-nucleotide messenger RNA. Its product is annotated as myosin-11-like. Gene Ontology annotation, biological process: vesicle transport along actin filament; actin filament organization. Lineage: Eukaryota; Viridiplantae; Streptophyta; Magnoliopsida; Solanales; Convolvulaceae. Gene Ontology annotation, cellular component: myosin complex; cytoplasm; vesicle. Bases 449 to 913 code for a protein of 154 amino acids. The record is from RefSeq and is a predicted model, not a curated record. The transcript has 6 exons. Gene Ontology annotation, molecular function: ATP binding; actin filament binding; microfilament motor activity.